Molecule: messenger RNA, 5370 nt
Organism: Chrysemys picta bellii (western painted turtle)
Lineage: Eukaryota; Metazoa; Chordata; Testudines; Emydidae
Gene: EPAS1
Product: endothelial PAS domain protein 1
Biological process (GO): cellular response to hypoxia; regulation of transcription by RNA polymerase II
Cellular component (GO): cytoplasm; transcription regulator complex; nucleus
Molecular function (GO): protein dimerization activity; RNA polymerase II transcription regulatory region sequence-specific DNA binding; DNA-binding transcription factor activity, RNA polymerase II-specific
Source: RefSeq, a predicted model, not a curated record
CCCGGGAGCCCAGGGAAGCCUGAAGUUUUAAAGUGAGAACUUUCUUCUGGCAGGGCUUCAGAUUUGAGGGGGAACCCGGUCUCUCCCUUCUCCUUCCCCCCUGGGCGGGCUGUACAAUCCUCGGCAGUGUCCUGAGACUGUAUGGUCAGCUCAGGGGCGACCUGGCCAGGAUUGCUUCAGCCUUUUCCUGGAGGACAACUAGUGCACCAGCGUUGCUGUGAGCUGCGAGAGCGCGAGCUAUUCCCCGGCCUUCCCAAACCCGGCUUCCUCCCUCCACGCCUGGGAUCUCGAGGCUGCCCGGUGCUUUUUUGGGGCAGGGGGGAUCGGCGAGCAGGACACCCACAGCCGUGACCGAGGAGCCCUUGUUGGCAGCCCGAGUUGGUUUAAGCAGCACAAAGGGCAGCAGCCUCAAUAAUGACAGCUGACAAGGAAAAGAAAAGGAGCAGCUCAGAAAGGAGGAAGGAGAAAUCAAGAGAUGCAGCAAGGUGCAGAAGAAGCAAGGAGACUGAAGUAUUCUAUGAAUUAGCCCAUGAACUGCCCUUGCCCCACAAUGUUAGUUCGCAUCUGGACAAGGCAUCCAUAAUGCGUCUGGCAAUCAGUUUCUUACGCACUCACAAACUGCUGUCCUCAGGCCCCCUCUCACGACAGCAGGCUACAUCAGGAUGUGCAGUCAUUUCUAAAUCCCAAAGCCAUGGAAGAAGUGUCUCAAGAGAAAGAGGGCUGGUGCCUUAUUCUGGACCUGAGACAGCUGAACACCUUUAUUCACAAGCUCAAGUAUGUGCUGACAAUGAAAGUGACCUAGAGACAGACCAGCAGAUAGACACCUUGUACCUGAAAGCUUUGGAGGGAUUUAUUGCUGUGGUGACACAAGAUGGAGACAUGAUCUUUUUGUCAGAGAACAUCAACAAAUACAUGGGUCUCACUCAGGUGGAAUUAACUGGACAUAGCAUAUUUGACUUUACCCACCCAUGUGACCAUGAGGAAAUUCGAGAGAAUCUGAGUUUGAAAACUGGUCCAGGCUUUGGAAAGAAAAGCAAAGAGAUAUCCACAGAGCGUGACUUCUUCAUGAGAAUGAAAUGCACUGUUACCAACAGAGGCAGAACUGUAAACCUCAAAUCUGCCACGUGGAAGGUCUUGCACUGCACUGGACAAGUUAAGGUGUAUAACACUUGCCCUCCUCACACCCUGUGUGGGUAUAAGGAGCCUCUCCUCACCUGCCUUAUAAUAAUGUGUGAACCCAUUCAGCACCCAUCAAACAUGGAUAUCCCACUGGACAGCAAGACUUUCUUGAGUCGCCAUAGCAUGGACAUGAAAUUUACCUACUGUGAUGACAGAAUUACUGAAUUGAUUGGGUACCACCCAGAAGAGCUACUGGGCCGUUCUGCAUAUGAAUUCUAUCAUGCCAUGGACUCCGAAAAUAUGACUAAAAGCCAUCAGAACUUGUGUGCAAAAGGUCAAGUAGUAACUGGCCAGUACCGAAUGCUUGCAAAGCAUGGUGGAUAUGUGUGGCUGGAGACUCAAGGAACUGUCAUUUACAAUACACGCAACCUACAGCCUCAGUGUAUUGUCUGUGUCAACUAUGUACUGAGUGAAAUUGAGAAGAAUGACAUUGUGUUCUCAAUGGACCAGACGGAAUCUCUGUUUAAGCCUCACCUGCUGACAAUGAAUACUGUUUUUGAUAAUGGGGUCCCAGUGACUGAGAAGAGUGACUUCUUGUUCACAAAACUGAAGGAAGAACCGGAGGAGCUUGCUCAAUUGGCACCCACACCAGGCGAUGCCAUUAUUUCUCUGGAUUUUGGAACACAGAAUUUUGAGGAAGCCUCUAUCUACAACAAAGCUGUUGUUUUGACUCUAAACAAACAGUGGCCAGUGGAAGUGAAGACCCAUACUUCCCAAGGUGAAAAGCUGACUAUGCCAUCAUUUACCGUGCCCCAAGUUGCACCAGGCAGUAGUACUCCAAGUGCAAGUAGCAACAGCAGCUGUUCAACGCCAAGCAGCCCAGAAGACUAUUACAGCUCCUUAGAUGAAGAUCUUAAGAUUGAGGUGAUUGAGAAGCUCUUUGCCAUGGACACAGAGUCAAAGAACCAGUGCAACUCCCAGACUGAUUUCAAUGAGCUGGAUCUUGAAACCCUGGCUCCUUACAUUCCCAUGGAUGGAGAAGAUUUCCAGCUGAGUCCAAUCUGCCAAGAAGAACGUCCUCUCCCUGAAAAUGCACAAAACCAGCAAAGUUUAAGUAGCAUGAGUACCAUUUUCCAGCCCCUUGCUCCUGCCUCUCAGAAUCAGUUCCUCUUGGAGAAAUACUGCCAACAGAUGUCAAAUAAAAACAUGAACACUGGUCAUGGACCUCUGUCAUCUGUGUCCUUCAACACCACGAACAAGUCCUCACUGCCACCAUACCAUGCGCGAGCCAGCACACCACUGGCUUCAAUGGUUGGAAGACCAAGCACCCAGUGGCCACCUGAUCCACCAGUACAGUAUGUUCCUGCUAAGUGGAGACUAAUGGAUAAAUACUGUGGGUCCUUAGCAAGUUCAUCAUCAGGGCCACCAGUGCACUCUCCCAACAUGUCCUUAUAUAAGAAAAGAUCACUGGACAGUUUUGAGCAACGGGGCAUAGAUAUAAACCCUGCAAGAAUUGCUCUUGCCAACAGUUUGAAACUGAAGCGACAGAUGGAUUAUGAAGAUCAACCAUUUCAACAGCUGAGUGGGGCGGAUUUGUCAAUGAUGAACCCAUCUCAUUUAAUGUGGAAAAGGAUGAAAAUUCUCAAAGGUGAAAAUUGUUCAUUGGUUACUGAAAAGAAGUCACUCAGCACAAGUGUCCUUACUGAUGAGUUUAUUCGUAACUCACAGAAAGGUGUGAGCCAACCAAUGAACCAACUGCAGCAGCGACAGCAGCAACUCUCCUGUGGAAGCCCUGGUGAUAAUCAGAAAGCAGCAUUCUCCCCUCAGUUUUACAGUUCCCAUUAUCAGAACUUCAAUGUUCAACCAACUCAUAAAAAGUCAGGAGUGACAAGUCGUCUGCUUGGGCAGUCUUAUGAACCCUAUUUGUUGCCUGAAUUGACCAGAUAUGACUGUGAGGUGAAUGUCCCUGUUUUGGGCAGUUCUACACUUCUGCAAGGAUGUGAUUUGCUCAGAGCUCUUGACCAGGCAACCUGAGUAACCUUGCACUAUUCCUUGGCCUAUACUGUUCAAAACAGCUUCAGUUUUUAAAUAUAUUUUUUCAAGUAGACAAUUUCUAAUACCCAAUACACUUUUACAAGAUUUUACUUAUGUAUUGAACUUGUCCACAUUACCAAAUAGUGGCCUUUUUGAAGUUACUCACUUUAUUAUUCUUAUUAAAAAUAUACAUCUACUGUAUUUUUCUCUAUUUCAAUAAAAGUGUUCUUUAGAAAAUGUAUAUUAUUUCCCCUCCUGCCUGACUUGUAAUUUAUAUUCUCUGACAUUUUCUUCAGUAUUCAUGCUAACAAAACUGUGGUGUAAAUGUCUCUCUAAUACUUUGGCUCCAGUACUGCAAAGAUUGAUUUUUUAUUGCCAAAGAUAAAUGAAAACAAACAAAAAAAUCUGCUUUCCAACCACAGUUUGUGUUGAUCUUCUAAAUUAAAAUGCUCCAUGCCCCUAUUGUGUUUGUACUCUCUAUUUCCCAGCACUAAUUAUAUUGUAAAUUAACAUCUUUGGGGAAAAAAAUAAAAGACCUCACACUACCACUUUCUGACUCUCUCUCCCUAAAUCAGAUACUAUUUGCUGAAAGAAAUGUGAAGGAUAAACUGCAGAGUUUGUGGGUAUCUGCAAAAGUUGCACAGUGUAGCUUUGUUUCCCUAACAUGGGCUAGAUCCUCAGCUGCUGAAACUGGUGUUGCUCUAUUGCUGUAUAGAGAGCUACAUUGUUGUAUGCUAGCAGAGGCUCUGCACCUAGGUCUUCAUCUGUGAUGGGGUUUCAUGGGAUUUUUUUGGAGGGGGGGUAUUUCUUUUCUUUUUUACACAAAAUGUAACUGAAUUUUUGAAAUUUCUGUUUGGGUUAUUAUGUAUUGGUACUUUUGUUAUGGCUAAGACAUAGAACCAGAACCAUACUCACUUUUUAAGAGCUGUUUUUGGCUAGCGCUGGUAACAUCAUGAUGGUGUUGCCAAUAUUGCAGGACUGUAAGGAUUUGUCCAAAGGCCAGUACUAACACUGCUAAUUACCAAUUAAGUUGAUCUUUUUUGUGAGUGCAUUUUAUAUGCUAGAUAGCAACAUAAUCCACACCUAUGAAACAUUAAAAAUAAAAGUUAAAAUAGUAUUUCCCUUUGCCUACUUCCCUUUGCCUUUUACUGAGUUACCCUAGUAAAAAUAAGAUGUUAAGAGUGUUGGGCCGGGAGGGUUUUCUUUAGUAUUUUAGCUUUCCUUGUAUUGUUGAUAGCCUUUCAAGUACACAUAAUCUUACAGUAUGUCAUUAUAAGGCAAUCGGACAUCUUCAGAACCACCAUAAAAACAACUCUUGUUAUCAUGAAUUUAUUUAAAGGGCAAGGAUUCAGUUUUGUUCCCGGAAACCUCUUUGCCUUUGUUGGAAAAUAAGAGUAAUGGUAUUGCUCUGUAAAGUCUAGAUGUUCAGUGGAAAACCAAGAAAGGAAGGGCAAGGACCAAAUCCCCGAUAGCAGACAUGUUAGGACAAACUAUUUCCUCUUGCCCCUAAGCUAACAGAUCCUCCACUGAUGUAAAUCAGUGCCAGUUUACACCAGCUGAAAAUCUGGCCCUUAAAGUUGUCCCCAAACUCAAAGAUAUUCUACACAGACUUCCAGCUCCACUGAAGUCUAUGUUCCAUCAAAUCCCUUUGUACUAUGCACUAACAUUUGCAGGUAGGGAGCAUUGUGUCCAUUGAGCACUUCAGAGCUCAUUGUGUUUAAGUGAUACUUAACCUUACAGACUUACACACUGAAAAAAUAAUUGAAAACCUUUUCUGUUGUUGGUACAUUUAAAAAAAAGUUAUUAGUGUCCCUCAGUACCUUUAAGAACUUUUUACCAAAAAUAAGUUACUUUUAAAAGGAACCUAUUGCUAAGUGAGAAAAAAAAACAUUCAAAAGUAUCUGAUGAUACUUAGCAAAGCAGCUUUGACAAAUCUGCAGUGGUAAUGACUUGAGUGCUUGAAGGGUUAAUGACACUUAAAUAUUGCUCUUUUAUUUUAUUUUUGUUUGUGUAAUUUCAGCAUUAAAGGUUUUAUACCGUAACAGUUUACUAGACACUCAAAUAUUCCAUGCUUAAUAUUAACCAAACCUAGCAUCAUUAUUUUAUUAUCUAUAUUUCUGAAUUUUUAUUGACAAUAUAAUGACUGUAUGGGAACUUUAACUUGAUAAGGAAAUGUAUUUUGACACUGAUACCUUAUUAAAGUAUACUGAUCCUAAA